Trypanosoma brucei brucei TREU927 is the source of this 807-nucleotide messenger RNA. RefSeq lists its product as hypothetical. The transcript has a single exon. Bases 1 to 807 code for a protein of 268 amino acids. The record is from RefSeq and is a predicted model, not a curated record. NCBI's taxonomy places the organism in Eukaryota, Euglenozoa, Kinetoplastea, Trypanosomatida, Trypanosomatidae.
AUGUUGGGGCUGAAGGCGAUAGUGUUCUUUGCUGUGUUGUGCUUUGUUUCUGCAGAGUACUGUUGUGGAAUUACGCAAUCCUACAUUCUUCAGCGGAGGAUCGAUGGGACCAACGAUUGGAGAAUCGUAAGUACAUUCAAUAUAUCGCGUCAUUCGGUUGACUCUCUGGUUAAACUGAAGCACAGUUCACCACAAGGAGACAAUGAUCUAACAGCGGUAGAGAAGGACGCGCUGGUAAAGGCUGAACAUGUCUUCUACCGUGUCACCCGUGGAGGUGAUGAUACGGACGCGGGUGCUGUUGCCGUUGCCUUGUCGCCAUGCACUAUUGUGCGUGGGUUCGAGGCUUUGGAUCCGCGCACGGUCCUCUUACAUGAAACUUUGGCUGUGGCCGUAGGUACCAACGUGUCGGUUGUGGGGUUACAAGUGACGAGCACGACUAAUGCAUUUCAUGCCAAAAUGCUUGAUGGUGACGAAUGCGACCUCACUGUGCUUUUGCUCUUCCCGCAGGUGAAGAUGCGCCUCAAGUUGGGUUUACUGGUUGCGAGCGCACCGCUUACCACUCCGAAUUACACCGAACUUGCCGAGUACACAAAUCACCUUUCCAAGGAGGGUUCCUCUCAAAAGAAAGGAACAAAAAAGAGCAAGAAACGCUCAAGCGAUGCGCAAAAUCCACUCUCGCAGGAACAGGAGCAGGACGAUGCUGAGGAUGAGGAGGACAAACGUUCCUUCGUGGAGAGGUACUGGAUAUACUUCGUAGUGCCAUUUGCCGUCUCGUUACUUCAGGGCAUUUUCGCGCCUAAGCAGUGA